Molecule: messenger RNA, 2292 nt
Organism: Fibroporia radiculosa
Lineage: Eukaryota; Fungi; Basidiomycota; Agaricomycetes; Polyporales; Fibroporiaceae
Exons: 20
Coding region: 1-2292 (763 amino acids)
Biological process (GO): transmembrane transport
Molecular function (GO): transmembrane transporter activity
Source: RefSeq, a predicted model, not a curated record
AUGUCCGCCCGCAGCUCUAAUACACUCGCUGAGAACAAACCCCAGAAUCAAUGGCACCACGCUGAUGUGCCCCAAGACGUUGGACGAGACAGCUCGAAUCGUAGGGUCGCCGAUGCUCCGAUCCAGGCAUUUGGAAGAGAUGACACAAAGCGCGAUCAAUAUCAGGUUACUUUGGACGCAAGCGAAGAUCCGAAGGCCAUGUCGACGUGCAGAAAGUGGGUUAUAGUGCUUGUUAUUAGCUCAGCAGCCCUUUGCGCGACAUUUGCGUCGUCAAUAGCUGCCUUCACGGAAGAAGGGCUUGUGGAGGAUCUGCAUACUGUACACGAGGUGGCCAUCCUAAGCGUCAGUCUAUUUGUCUUGGGAUUAGGACUAGGGCCACUCCUUGUGGGGCCAUUAUCCGAAGUCUAUGGUCGUAAUAGCAUCUAUCGUGCCUCUUAUUUCUUCUUCUGGGUUUUCACGUGGCCAGUCGCAUUUCCUCCUGAUAUUGCCACAUUCCUUGUAUUUCGUUUUAUUAGUGGGUUCUGCAGCUCUGCGUUUUUGAGCGUUGCUGGAGGGAGCGUGAGUGAUUUGUUCACGAACGAUCAAGUUGGCUCACCUAUGGGAGUUUACACGAUGUCGCCAUUCCUCGGACCGGCUCUGGGACCUCUAAUAGCUGGCUUCAUUUGCCAAAACACCGAUUGGCGUUGGACGUUUCGACUGCUCCUUAUCAUGCAGUUUGUUCUAAUCAUCAUGCUGUUGUUGUUUGUACCUGAGACAUAUAUCCCUGUGGUUCUCAAGAGAAAAGCCGCAGCAUUGCGCCGAAGCACAGGAAACGAUCGAUAUUGGGCUCCUCUUGACCGAAGGGAAGGAAGUCUGGGACAUGCGAUUUUGCUAAGCUGUUACACUCCUUUUCAGUUAAUUAUAUUCGACCGAAUGGCCCUCCUACUGGACAUGUGGAAUGCGCUCGUACUGGGAAUCUUGUAUCUUACGUUCCAAGCAUACCCAAUCAUUUAUGAGGACGUACAUGGUUUCAAUAUGCAAGACACAGGCAUGGCUUUCCUCGGGCUUGGGAUUGGGAUACUAGCUGCCUUGGCAACUCAGCCGCUCUGGAAUCGGUUCAACCGAAAGCAAGCCGAAAAAUUCACCGGCACGCCGCCUCCAGAAUCAUGUCUCAUCAUGGGUCAGGUCGGGGGUGUCAUGGUGUCAGUCAGCUUGUUCUGGCUCGCAUUCACCACAUACAAGGCCGUUCCGUGGAUCGUGCCCAUCAUCGCCUCAGUGCCGUUUGGCUGGGGGGUGUACUAUAUCUAUACGUCAACGUUCACGUAUCUGAUUGUCGCGUAUCGACCGGUGGCAGCCUCUGCGAUGGCGGGAAAUACGGCUAUGAGGUGUUCGUUCGCUGCAGCGUUCCCGUUGUUCGCAGGGCAGAUGUAUGAUACCCUGGGCACUGUGGGCGCUACUGCCCUUCUGGCGGGAUUGAUGACGCUUAUGAUGCCACUGCCUACCACGCCUCGCACAAGUAUCGAGACACUACCUGCGGCGAAUGCGGAAAAACAUGGUUAUGGAGAGAGCCCGGUGCUCCUUCCAGGUCCGAAAUCACAGUCCAAGGACGAAGAGGCUGGGAACCCGUCUCCCUUCCCAACUAUUAUCCCUACCAGACUCGAUGAAUAUCAAGUCACCCUGGACCCGAACGAAGAUCCACAGAAUAUUUCAACGUUCAGAAAGUGGGUCAUAGUACUCAUCAUUGCUUCCGCCGCGUUGUGCACGAGUUUUGCUUCCUCCGCUGCAGCGUUCACAGAGGAGGGUGUGGCGAAAGACCUGCAUACAGUACAUGAAGUCUCCAUAUUGAGUAUCAGUCUCUCGAUCGAAGGCCUCGGACUAGGGCCGCUCAUAGUCGCACCCCUAUCUGAGAUAUACGGGAGGAACGUGGUCUACCGCGUUUCGUACUUUUUGUUUUGGGUGCUCACCUGGCCGACUGCCUUCCCGCCUGAUAUUGCUACGUUCCUUGUUUUUCGCUUCAUCACUGGUUUCUGUGGAUCAGCUUUCCUCAGCGUUGCUGGUGGAAGUAUCAGUGAUCUGUUCACGAACAGCACCGUUGCUUUACCCAUGGCAGUAUAUGCUAUGUCCCCUUUCCUUGGUCCAGUGCUAGGCCCUCUAAUUUCCGGAUUUAUCUGUCAAAAUGUUGACUGGCGAUGGGUUUAUCGUGUCCUCCUUAUAUGGCAAUUCGUUAUGCUUGUUCUGCUAGUCUUUCUCGUACCCGAGACUUAUGCACCUGUACUUGAGAGGCGGAAGGCAGAAAGGCGAGUGCUUUGGUAG